UACGUACGACUGUACGAGUGACAAUAAAAAAAAAACGAAGUACGGAGUAAAGAAAAUCAGAAAAUAAUCAAGCCUCUUCAAAAAGAGAGAAAAAAACGGUGAAGCAGAGCAAAGCUACACUUACACCGUUUCAGCUGCCGAAGCCGAGCCGGAGUUUCUUGUCACUAAUCUCAAGUCGCCCAGAAAAGGAGAGUGAAGGCCAAUAUGUUAGCUUCGAGAACAUUGUUAUGCAAAACAAGGUGCCUUCAUCAGGAAGAAUCUUUGAGAAAUUUUUUUACAUCACCGAGGCUUCUUUGGUCAUUUUCUUCAUAUUCUAAUGCUUCUGGAAAGAAUUUUAAAGCUACUCCUUUGCAGGAGAGGAGAAUGAUUGACCGAUUUAGAUUGCAUGUUAAAGGAGGUGAUGGUGGAAGUGGAAAUGGCAGCUUGCGUCGUAGUCGAACUGAUCGCUAUGGCAGGCCUGAUGGUGGAAAUGGUGGAAGAGGCGGUGAUGUGAUUUUACAGUGCACCUCUGCAGUUUGGGACUUCCGUGGUCUGCAGCAUCACAUUACUGGAGGAUAUGGUGGGCAUGGAGCCUCAAAGAAUAAGAUUGGCAGCCGUGGAGAAGACAAGGUUGUGCAAGUACCUGUUGGUACUGUUAUCCAUCUGGUGGAGGGUGAAAUCUCUUCAGCUGUGGAGAAACCGUCUUCUGUGACUCAUCCUUGGGAUCUUCCAGGUACUGUUACUUCUGAUUUCCUUGAAUUUGAUCAGUUAUCCGCUUCUAGUUUGCGGGGUCCAGAUAUGGAUCUGGUGGAGAGUGGUGCUCAAGUUUCACCUUCUAGUACUAAUGAUACUGCUAAGAGUUCAGUGUAUAUCAAGUCACCCUCUCUUGUAUCUCCUCUUCCUACUUGUUCUCCUCCUUCUCAUAGUCGUGGUAAAUCGACAUAUAUUGAGGAUGUACAUAUUUCCUACUCUGAGAAUACAAGUGAUUGUGAAAGUACAUUGGCUGACGACAGUGAUUUGGAAAUUGAUAGUGGUAUGCUUGUAGAGGAGUUUCAAGAAGAUGUGGAAGAAAUACAAUAUAAUGUUGCUGAAUUGACUGAAGAGGGUCAGCAAUUAAUUGUUGCUCAUGGGGGAGAAGGGGGUUUAGGCAGUGUGUCAGCUGGGAAGCGUCAUCUAAAGAACUUAAAAAAUAAGAAUCUUGUUAUUGAUAAGAAUGAUAAUGUAGAAAGUUCUGAUGAUGAUAAUCAACCUAACAUAAGAAUUGGUUUGCCUGGGUCACAGGCUACUAUAAUACUGGAGCUAAAGAGUAUUGCUGAUGUGGGGCUUGUGGGAAUGCCUAAUGCAGGAAAAUCCACUAUAUUGGGUGCUAUUUCUAGGGCCAAACCUGCUGUAGGACAUUAUGCUUUUACAACAUUGAGACCUAAUAUAGGGAAGUUAAACUAUGAUGAACUAUCAAUAUCAGUGGCUGACAUCCCAGGACUCAUUAAGGGUGCUCAUGAGAAUCGUGGUCUAGGACAUGCUUUCUUACGACACAUAGAAAGGGCAAAAAUCCUGGCAUAUGUGGUUGACCUGGCUGCUGCACUUGAUGGCCGCAAAGGAAUUCCACCUUGGGAGCAGCUCAGAGAUUUGGUCUUAGAGUUGGAGCAUUAUCAAGAAGGCUUGUCUGACCGUCCAUCUAUAGUGGUGGCAAAUAAAACUGAUGAGGCAGGGGCUGAAUGUGUUUUGGAGGAGCUACAGAGAAGGGUGCGCGGAAUUCCUAUCUACCCAGUUUGUGCAGUUUUGGAGGAGGGGAUACCGGAUCUGAAAGCUGGGUUAAGAGUGCUUGUUAAUGGUGGGGAACCUGCCAGUCUGAGACGAGAUAAUAUAUUAGUUGAUUAACUAUUUCAUAAUUAAGUCACCAAGAGGAGAGUUGGGAGUUGGGUUGGGAUAAGGAAGAGGAAGGAAAUGAUAUCUUAGUUGAUAUUAUUCCAUAUUUCUGUUGUUUAGAACUUUAGAACAUAGACAUCAUAUCUUUUUACUAUUAUUCUUGGGAUUGAAUUGAAUAUAUUGGCUAGCCCUCUUCGAAAAUUCAUGUCAACACAGGGCGCAGGGGUUCUUUCUUUCCAAAUGUCUAAGAUGGUGGUUAUUUUUGGUAGGCAGUGCUUAGAUUUCUUAUACAGUACCAUUCUGUUGGUAUGGCUAGAGAUAUGGAUUUUGCCGCAUCUUGAAGUCAAUUGUCAUUAUAUGAUUAAGCUAAUAAGACAUGUUUACAAGAAGUCCUUUUCUUCUUAGCUUUGAUGCUUUAAUUUAUCAAAUUUUCAAUGUCAACUUGUAAAGAAGCAAGCUUCAUGCUGUUUUAAUAUGUUGAAAUUG
Chenopodium quinoa (quinoa) is the source of this 2331-nucleotide messenger RNA. Its product is annotated as probable GTP-binding protein OBGM, mitochondrial. Lineage: Eukaryota; Viridiplantae; Streptophyta; Magnoliopsida; Caryophyllales; Amaranthaceae. The record is from RefSeq and is a predicted model, not a curated record. Bases 205 to 1857 code for a protein of 550 amino acids. Gene Ontology annotation, cellular component: mitochondrion. Gene Ontology annotation, molecular function: GTP binding; GTPase activity. The transcript is spliced from 6 exons.